AUGGAGAAGGAAUUUGAGAUCAUGGUACCUCAGCAACCCGAAUACAGCAUGAGACCAUCAAAAGACCUCCCUGCCACAGGGGCCAUCACCCCGCCGGGGGAUUCGGUGGAGGAAACAUUGAUGUCGCUCAACAAAGAACCUCUUACUCCAUCUCCAUCGACUGAGAAGGAAAAUGAGAUAGAUGGGAUUUGGCAGCAAGUGGCCGAUCAAUGCCAUUGCUCCUUGGAAGAGAUUGAAGAUGUAUAUGCCUGCACUGCCCUCCAGGAAGCCAUGAUAGCCCUCACGUUCAAAGACCCAAGAGCAUACACCAUCGAACACGAAUACCGUCUGCCACGAGAAAUUGACCACCAUAAGCUCCAAGAGGCUUGGAUUACGACGGCCCAAGCCAACCCGAUCUUGAGGACUCGCAUGAUUCCAACUAGUCAGCGCGGAUGUGUGCAGGCAGUGGUGCGGGGAUCAAUUCCAUGGCAGGUGCAGGAGACCGACGACGGCAUAAAUGGCGAAAUUACCAGCCCGUCCUGGCGAGCAGGCGCCCCGCUGGCGUAUUUCUUCUUCAACAUCACCGAACAUAAGCUGAAAGUGACAAUCCACCAUUCCAUCUGCGACCAUUGGUCUAUGGCAUUGUUGUUGCGCCAGGCCGAUGCUGCCUACAGAGGCGAAGAACUGUCUUUCCACCCCUUUCGGCCGCUAGUGGAUCAUGUACAGCGGACCCAAGACAAAGCCAAUGAUUUCUGGGGGUCCAUGUUCCGUGAUGCACACGAGGCCACAAUGAGGGCGUUUCCUCAACUACCCACAGUGGGUCAUUCUGCCAGACCAACCGAGCGGCUAGAGAGGUCCUUUAACAUCCAAUCCGGAAAUGGUUCCUCAAGCACGGUCGGCACCAAGUUCCGGUUGGCGUGGGCGAUUCUGCAAUCGGUCUAUACUGACUCUGACGAUACCUUAUUUGGAGCAGUCAACGCUGGUCGUGCAGUGUCCGUUGAGGGAGUCCAGGACUUGAGCGGACCUGCACUCGCUAGCGUACCGGUGCGCAUCAAGCUGUGCGGGAAGAGUACUGUUUCAGAUGCGUUGGUUGCAGUACAGGACGAAUGGGCGGCAUCUAUGGGGUUCGAACAUGUUGGAUUGCAAAAUCUGCUUCGCCUUGGACCUGGUCCAGCAGCAGCGUGUCAUUUCCAGACUCUGCUCUCGGUCGAGCCUCGGGAUGGCCAUCAACUUCCCGAUAUAUUCUCUCAGAGUCGAUCGACACAAUUGACAUAUGAUAUGUAUCCGUUGAUCCUAAGAUGUCGCCCCUCGACCAUGACAAUGUGGAUUGAGGCUUCUUUUGACCCGGCGGUAACGGAGCCCAUUCAAAUGGAGCGAAUUCUCUCCCAAUUCAUCCAUAUAUACGAGCAGAUCGACACUAAACCGGGCCUCACAAUUUCCGAAAUCAGUCUCGUAAGCCCCGAAGAUUUGAGCGAUCUCCGCCGCCAGAACAUCUUGACAAAGCGCCCUGAUGCCAUGCCGUGUGUUCAUUCUCUAAUUGAAAGACGCGUGCGACAACAGCCUCUUGCCCCGGCAAUCAGUAGCUGGGAUGGCAGUUAUUCAUACUUAGCCCUUGAUGAAUUGUCUUCAGUAUUGGCUGGCCAUCUUGCUUGGCAUGGUGUUGGCCCUGGGUCAUUUGUACCUCUUCUCUUGGGAAAGACUAAGUGGAUGGCGGUCGCUAUGCUUGCUGUCAUGAAAUCUGGUGCUGCAUUUGUGCUGCUAGAGCCAUCACAUCCACAGUCCCGGUUACGGAAUAUGUGCGAAGCUGUUGCAGCUCCUCUCGUAUUGACUUGCGGCUGUCAUAUUGACCUGGCGGCCAAGCUUGGGAUUCAAACGUUGUUCAACGUGGAAACCUUCGACCCGGAGCAACCGCAUUCCCAUACCUCAUCUAAGAAGUCCUCCGUCAGUCCGCAGGACCCCAUGUAUCUCACGUUUACCUCUGGAUCCACAGGAACCCCCAAAGGUGUAAUAGUUCAUCACGAAGGCUAUGCUUCAAGCUCCGUAGCUCAUGGCAAACCAUACCACUUCACUCCGGGGUCGCGUGUGUUACAAUUUGCCUCUCCUGCCUUCGACUCCUGCAUUAUCGAGCACCUGAGUACGCUUAUCAACGGAGGAUGUGUUUGCAUUCCAUCAACGGAUGACUGCCACAGUCAUCUUGUGGAAGCUAUGAACCGCUUUGCUGUAGACGUUGCGUGCCUGACGCCCAGUGUCACCCGGAUCAUUAGUCCGGACAGCGUUCAGACCUUGAAGGUAUUGAUGUUCGUCGGAGAGGCAGUUCUCGCUAGCGAUGUUGUCCGCUGGGAGCCUUUUGUGCACGUUGGAAAUGCCUACGGCCCAGCGGAGUGCUCAGCAGUGUUCAGCGUGCAACCAAAUCUCAAGAGCAACGAUCCAGCGAACAUAGGGUUCAGCACAGGUGGAUCUGGAUGGGUCGUUCAUCCGGAAGAUCAUCGUGUGCUCAUGCCACAGGGAUGCACUGGAGAAUUAUUAAUAGAAGGACCAAUCGUUGGCAAGGGUUAUCUAUCGAAUCCCGAGCAGACGGUUCGGGUCUUCGUCGAAGCACCCCCCUGGCGCCUACAACUUGGCUCCCCUCCAUCCGGAAAAUUGUACAAAAGCGGAGAUUUGGUGCAAGCCACUGGGGAUGGUAGUUUCCGAUACUUCGGACGGAAGGAUACUCAGGUCAAGCUACACGGACAGCGUUUGGAACUGGCGGACAUUGAGUACCAUCUUCACAAAGCAUUUCCGAAAGCCCGCCAGACCCUUGCAGACGUUCUUCGGUCAUCUCCUCAGAACAGCAUCAAUGAUCAUCGACCGGAGGCUUUGCUGGUAGCAUUCAUAUGUCUCCCUGCGUCUUCGGAAGAUGAUGGCAAUCCUCAAGCCCAGUUCCUUCCUCCAACCGACGAGUUUCGUGAAGCUUGUGCUGCGGCAGAGGCCACCAUGUCGGAUGUUCUACCAUCUUUCAUGAUCCCGCGGUUUUACCUACCUCUAUCCCAUGUACCUCUGACGCCAUCUGGAAAGACCAAUCGACGUUCUAUCCAGGAGCAGGCCAAUAAGCUGUCCUUGGAGCAGAUGAAGGCUUAUCGAGCUGUAAAAAUGCAACCGGAGGCGCCGUCGACCUCCCGCGAGGAGAAGCUUCAAGAGAUCUGGGCCAAGACGCUAAACCGAACUGUUGAAGAAAUCGGAACCACGGAAAGCUUUUUCCGCCUGGGAGGAGAUUCUGUCAGCGCGAUGCAAGUUGCUGCAGGCUGUCGCACCGUCGGCCUCAAAGUAGCUGUUGCUGAUAUCUUCCGGUUUCCAAGCAUCAGGCAACUGGCUGAAAAGAUCCAAGAUUCCGGAUCCGUUUCUUUGGCCACAGCCGGAGUGGACGAUCAAACAGAUGUGUGGUUUGAGCUCUCCCCAAUCCAGAAGCUCUUCUUUGAACGAGUGCCCAAUGGUCACAACAAGUUCACCCUCGAGUUCAUUCUUCGGCUCGGCAAGCCCCUUCCACCUCCUGAGAUUAAACGAGCGAUCGAGAAGAUUGUUUCCACUCAUUCAAUGCUCCGCGCCCGUUUUGAACAACGAGCAGACGGUCAAUGGGGACAGGUUAUUGGCCCUGAUGUGUCUAGAAGCCUUCGGUUUAGAGAGCACCGGGUGCCAUCUAUCAACGACCGUGCAGCCUUGCAGAGGAUUUUGUCAACCAGCCAGAGCACACUUGAUAUCGUCCAGGGAGUGAUGAUCGUUGUUGACAUUAUCACUACAGAUGCCGGAGAGCAGUUCUUGGGGUUGAUGGCUCAUCAUCUUGUGAUUGACCUAGUAUCAUGGCGCAUCGUUCUGCAAGACCUGGAAGAUAUCCUCAGCACGGGCCCAAUGGUCCCGACUGCAAAAAGGCUAUGCCAGCGCCUCCUUAACCCAAGUGAAACGCUGAAGACAGAAAUCCCACGUCCAUCAAUGGAGUACUGGGGCUCAGAGGCUAUCCUGAGUGAGAACACCUGGGCGGAUGCAACGCGACGAACCAUAACAGUAUCGCAGGAAACAACGGAGGCAAUAAUUGGUGCUGCAAAUGGCGCAUUCCACACCCAGCCAGUGGAAAUCAUUCAGGCAGCCGUACUUUACGCCUUUGUUCAGGCCUUUGACAACCGACCUGCACCCACCAUGUUCAGCGAAGGACACGGGAGAGAGCCUUGGGAUCCGGAAAUUGAUAUAUCCCGCACAGUUGGGUGGUUCACCACUAUUGCACCUUUGUUUUUGGAUGUCAAGAGAGAGGACAACGUCAGGAGGAUCUUGCAGCUGACGAAAGACGGCCGGCGUAGCAUAUCCACCAACGGAUGGGCGUACUUUGCGUCGCGAUUCCUCCACCCCGAUGGACCGGAAAAAUUCAAGACUCAUUCCCCAAUGGAGAUUCUUUUCAACUACACCGGCCUUUUCCAACAAUUUGAACGACCGGGUGCCCUCCUUCAGAUGACGUCAGUCCAAGAUGAUUCUCUUCUCCCCAUGGCGGCUGACUUGCCGCGCAUGGCUCUCAUUGAUGUGAACGCAACCGUCAUGAACGGCUCUCUCAACUUGUCCUUUAUAUAUAACCAACGAUUGCAGCAUCAGGAUCGACUUGAGCAAUGGAUCAGCAAUUGCCUACAAACCCUUGAGGAACUCCCCAUGGAGCUGCAGCAGGAGCAGCGACUAGCCGCUGUCGACUUCCCACUGCUAUCAUUUGCAAGCGAAGACCAUCUCCACAGUCUACUCCAUCAGGUAUCAGGUCGAUUCGAUGUUUCUCCGUCUGGAAUAGAGGAUAUGUUCCCUUGUUCACCCAUUCAACUCGGCAUGUGGCUGAGCCAAUUGAGAAACCCUCAAGUAUACUGGUCGCAUAUCCGGUGGUCUCUGUCCCCAACGUCCGCCAACUCCCCAAUCGAUAUCACUGAGGUGAAGCAAGCAUGGCAGCAGGUUGUUGACCGUCAACCCAUCUUGCGCACCGUCUUCGCCGAUGGCGUCAAAGGGCACGGUCAUCCUGUCCAAGUAGUUCUGAGAUCUUGCGAGGCAAACAUCAAGGUGUUGUCGAGUUCAGAAUUGCGUGCGGAGGGCAAAGUCCCGUCUCUUUCGGAUGAGUUCCUGCUGAAUCCAAAAUCAUCAAACACAAAGGGUCGCCCACCACAUCAGCUUACCGUCGCAAUUGAGCCUCAUGGCGGAGCUUAUUGCCAACUAGCUAUCCACCACAUUCUUGUUGACGGUAUCACAGAGCAAAGGCUGUUGUCAGAAUUCCACCAAGCAUGCAAUGGAGCACUAGACGCCGAGUCUGCGGGCAGCUAUAGCAGGUACCUCGGUUAUCUGCAAAGUCGGGACCAUAAGGCCUCGGAGUCGUAUUGGAAGGAAUACUUGACUGAUGUUCAUCCAUGUGUUUUCCCAUCUCUUGGGUUGAAAGACCAUGGGACCGACGCAAGCUCUCUGAAGUCAUUACCGUUCUCCAUGGAUAUUGCACAAGAUCUCCGCUCAUUCUGCCAGCAUCAUAGCAUCACCAUUUCCAGUCUGCUCCAAGUCGCUUGGGGUAUUGUUCUCCGUGUGUACACAGGAAACGAGUCUGUAUGCUUCGGGUAUCUGAAUGCUUGCCGUGAUAUUCCGGUGCAAGACGCGCACAAUAUCUCCGGGCCUUUGAUCAAUCUUUUGAUUUGUCGACUAUCUUUAGCGGAUGAAUCAUCUGUUCUGUCAACCCUUGCCGGAAACCAUGCGGCCUACGCGCGAAGCCUUGAUCACCAACAUUGCUCUUUGGCAGAGGUCAUGCAUUCUUUAAACCGCUCCGGCCAACCUUUGUUCAAUACCGCGAUGUCGUUACAAAAUGACGCGGGCAGUCUGUUUCCUGAAAAAUCUGAAAGGAUUAAAUUGCAACCAGAAGAUGGAAUCGACUCAACUGAGUAUGACUUGACUAUCAAUAUCACUUCGCGUGAAGCGACCAUCGAUUGUGAUCUUACAUACUGGACACACGCUGUGGCUGAAGCUCAGGCUGAACUGGUGGCCGACACAUUUUCUCAUGUCGUUCUGCAGCUUAUUGAUCCCACAAUCAGCAACCUAAGCGACAUCAAUCUGUCAAUGGGGAAGAAUGAGAUUCAGAUGCUUGAUUUCAAUUACAACCUACCGCAAACUGUGCGAUCUUGUAUUCACACAGACAUACAACGAAUUACGGCGGCGCAACCGACAUCUCCUGCAGUCGAUUCCUGGGAUGGUCAAUUGACAUAUGAGACUCUCGACCUUCUUUCUUCUCUAUUGGCUACAGACCUGGUCUGCCUUGGUGUCGGUCCGGAGGUAUUUGUGCCAGUAUGCCGUGAACGAUCCCUAUGGACAGUUGUCGCAAUAAUUGCCAUCAUGAAGGCAGGUGGAGCAUUCAUCUUGCUUGACCCGUCGCAUCCAGCAGAGAGACUGCAAGAGAUGGUGCAAGUGGACUUCCAGUGUCCAGUUAUCAUCACGUCAUCGAAGUACCUUGAGCUUGCAGCCAGUCUAGCGCCGAACCCCAUCAUCGUGGAGGACCUCAGCGAAAUGUCGCAGUCACGCAUUCUGAAAGACAGUGCCCCAUCGGUCACUAGUCCGAAGUCCGCUGCGUAUGCUGUUUUUACGUCUGGCUCGACCGGUAGGCCCAAGGCAAGCGUCAUCGAGCACCAGUCGUUCCUGUCAGCAUCAGCUGCGCAUACCCAGGUACUUCGUCUUGAUAGAAAUGCCCGGGUCAUACAAUUCGCCUCGUAUGCUUUUGAUGCUAGCAUUGUGGAAAUGAUCGACACUCUUCUGGUCGGUGGCUGUAUCUGUAUUCCCUCCGACGGAGACCGAAACCAGAGACUGGGUCAUGCAAUCCGCGAGAUGCGAGUAAACUGGGCGCUGCUGACCCCUUCUGUUGCACGAAUCCUAAAUCCGCAGCACGUUUCGACGUUGGAAACACUUGUGCUCGGUGGAGAGGGCAUGACUAGGGACGAUGUCCGUCGCUGGUCAUCGCAUGUACGCUUAAUGAAUGCCUACGGUCCUUCAGAAUGCUCUGUCAUUGCCGCGGCCCAGCCAUCGCCGCAAUACCUCUCACAAGAUGAAUCAAAUAUUGGACACCCUGCUGGUUGUGCCGCAUGGGUGGCGCAUCCAAACGGAGCAGAGAAACUCUUACCUGUGGGUGCUGUGGGAGAACUGCUCAUCGAUGGUCCUAUUGUCGGUCGCGGUUACGUUAAUCGCCCGGAGGCAAUGGCAACGGCAUUCAUUCCAUACUCCACUUGGCUACGCAAGAUCCGUGGUUCCCGAAAGGGCAUCUUGUACCGAACAGGUGACCUUGUGAGGCGUCUUGUGGAUGGCUCUAUACAAUACAUCGGGCGGAAAGACCGUCAAGUCAAGCUGCGUGGGCAGCGUAUAGAACUUGCCGAAGUUGAGCACCACGUUCAGCAGUGCUUCCCUAUCAGCGACCCUGAAGUCUUUGCAGACUUGAUCUCACCAGGCGAUGCCAAAGAUGCACACUUGGUGGCCUCCAUUAUCCAACCAGCAGACAGUUGCGAUUCUAAUGAUUUCGAGGCGGCCGUGGAGCAGAUGCAAUCGCGUCUUCGGGCAGAUGUUCCAGCUUCUCUUAUUCCAUCUGCAUUUAUUCCUGUCUAUCAGGUACCACGAUUGGUGAAUGGAAAGAUUGACCGAAAACAACUCCGGCAUGCAGCAUCUCAAGCGCUACGAGCACAGAUUGGUAAACAGGCGACCACCCACCACCUGCGACAGUUAAGAGAAAUGACUAAAGGCGAACUUGCUUUGCAAAAUUGCUGGGCUGAAGUUCUGGCUCGCCCUGUGGAAACUGUCGGACCUGACGACAACUUCUUCCGCUUGGGCGGAGACUCGAUCGCAGCAAUGAAGCUGGCUGCCGCAGCUAGCGAGCAAGGCAUACAACUGGGAGUCUCGGAUAUUUUCUUGCAUCCUAAGCUUAGCGAUCUCGCACUGAAUUGCUCACUUCCAGAUCCAGAGCUGAAGGAGCGGGCGAACUCCGAACCAAAUGAAGUGGAUGAUUCCGUGCCCCCGUUUUCAAUGCUCUCGCCAAAUCACCGCGAAGAAUUGAAAACCCAAGCAAUGGAACAAUGCAGCCUCUCGAGAGAGCAGAUCGCAGACAUAUACCCCUGUACCGCAUUGCAGGCCGGUAUGACAGCUUGGGAGACGGUAGCGAAGCACAACGGAAUUCUGCGCACCCGAUUCAUUCAUUCGGAGUUUGGCUUCAUGCAAGUCCUGGUACAGAACACCGAGCUUCACUGGAUUUCGGGGGACACGAAGGGAGAGAAAAAGUUACAAUGGGACGUUCUUUUAGGCCAGCCACUAGUGCAGUUCGAAGUCAUCCCGGUGCCGAACGAGGAUUCCAGCAUAGAUCAGCAACUGGACCUGAUUAUCACCAUUCAUCAUGCUCUUUAUGACUCCUGGUCACUGCCUCUGCUUGUGCACCGCGCACAAGCGGCCUACCAAGGCCAGCUAUUGGAUCCCUCCGAUAUGACUCCAUUCAAAGAAUUCAUCAAGUAUUCUAUGUCGCAACAGAAGGACGCAGUCGAACACUGGCGUCGUGAAUUCCACGAACUUACCGCCGAGCCAUUUCCCACACUUCCUUCCACAUCAUAUCGGCCUCAGGCGUCGAAACAAACGGUACGAACGAUUGAGACCGGUCCGGUGAUGGAUGAAUGUGUCAGUCGAACCACCGUCAUUCGUUUCGCAUGGGCCCUUGUUCAGUCUCAUUACCAGAGUAAUGACGAUGUGGUAUUUGGCAUUGUGUCCCCUGGCCGAGCAGCGUCCGUCAAUGGUAUCGAGGGCAUGGCUGGUCCAACAAUUGCCACGCUUCCUUUGCGCGUGCAGAUCGAUGAUAAUGCGACCGUCUCACACGCCCUCAGAGAUCUGCAAGAGCGGACAAUACAGCUCAUUCCAUUCGAACAGGUGGGACUACCUGAGAUUGCGGCCAUAGGACCGGAGGCAAAGCAAGCUUGUCUGUUCCAAACCCUAAUUGUGGAAGGGAGAGGAGAGGUUGAAAACUUGGGCACCGCAAACGGUCCUAUGGAACCCAUGGGAACAUCAUCGGGGGAUGCUGCGUCGAACACCUACGCCAUCCAAAUAGCCGUUAUGCUCAAGCCAAAUAUGGUGACUAUUGCAGUGUCCACUGAUGAAACUGUCAUUCCAGCAUGGCAAGUAGAACAUAUGCUGGACCAAUUCAGCCACAUUCUGCAGCAGGUGCACCGUCAUCCAGCAAAGCUGGUGCACGAAAUUGCUACACUGAAUGACAAGGAUAUUCAGCUGCUGCAAGCCUGGAACAUUGGAUUUCCGGCACGAUGUCCGGUGUCGGUCACCGAUGUGAUUUCUCAGCAUUGUGAGAGACAACCGUUGAGUCUAGCCGUCUCGUCGUCGAACUUCUGUCUAUCCUAUAAAGAACUAGACAUUCUUUCUAGCAACGUGGCCAGCCUUCUGCAAUUGCAGAGAGCAUCAUCAGAGGUCUUUGUUCCAAUAUACUUGGAUCGGUCAUGCUGGACUGUGGUAGCGGUGUUGGCCGUGCUCAAAGCAGGCGCAGCCUUCGUCCUUCUGGACACCUCACAUCCACAAGAGCGGCUUCGGGACAUAUGCGAACAAGUAAAGCCUCCUUUCAUUCUUACAUCGCCCGAGCAUCGUCAUGAAGCCAAGGCGCUGUUCCACAAUGUUGUGAUCAUGCCCCAGAGCAUCGACCGCGAGUGUGCAUCUAUAUCAGGUCAUAAGAUGACCCGUUCGGGUCUAGACCGUGCUCUUUAUGCGGUCUUCACGUCUGGUUCAACGGGUAAACCCAAGGGAGUUGUGAUUGAGGAUGGUUCCUUCAUGACAAUGAUCAAUGAAGUUUCCCAUUUGAUGGGUAUUGGCCCAGGUGCCCGCGUCCUGAACUUCUCCUCCUAUGCUUUCGACAUCAGCAUUACGGAAAUACUUGGUUCAUUGCUUGCGGGCGCUUGCAUCUGCGUUCUGACGGAGUCUGAGCGCAGGGGCCGAUUAACUGAGGCAUUGCAAGGGCUAGAGCCAUCUCAUGCCUAUUUAACCCCCAGUGUGUCGCGCGCAAUACUGCCAAACGAGUUGGGAUCACUCCGGACAAUCAUGUUCGGUGGGGAAGCCCUUCGGUCAAGCGACAUUAAGCAGUGGAUGCCACAUGCACAUAUAGUAGCUGGUUACGGUCCAGCAGAAUGCACGGCCACAUUUACUGUGCAGUCCGCAAUUGACUCUACCUCGCAAGGCGGGAAUAUCGGUUUCCCGAUUGCUGGCGCCUGCUGGGUAACCGACCCACAAAAUCCUAACCGAAUUGCUCCUAUUGGGGCUGUGGGCGAGCUGCUUCUUCAAGGACCUCUGGUGGGUCGCGGAUACUUGAACAGUCCGGACCAAACAGCGAUGAACUUCAUCUCAUCUCCAACAUGGAUGCGACGUGUUGGCUCCACUGGCGGUGGCCGGGUCUAUCGAACAGGCGACCUUGUUCGUUAUGAAGAGGACGGAUCCCUCACGUUUGUAGGACGAAAGGACCUCCAGGUCAAGCUACGAGGUCAACGCUUUGAGCUUGCUGAAGUUGAGAAGCGACUGCAGGAAAUCUGGCCCGAAGACCUGACGGACAUCGUGGCUGAGAUUGUGACACCGAAGGCUUCGAUGAAUUCAAAAUGCUUGGUUGUCUUUGUCGCUUCAAAAUCGACUGGGUCGGCUGCACUGGUGUCCACCGCGAUCCCUUCCCUGGAAAUUGUUGUCCCGACCAACUUUGCCGCCCAGGUUGCAAGCCUCAAACGCCAACUCUGUGACAUUCUGCCAGAUUAUAUGGUACCAUCUGCAUUCGUGCCGCUUCGGCGGAUACCUCAUAGCACCAGUGGCAAAGUAGACCGAAAGUUAUUGAGGGACUCGGCGGCGAGCGCAACGCGAGUGCAGCUAGAGUCAUUGUUCGCUGAAGCGCCUUCAGAUAAGCGAGUGCCCGCCAGCGGGACGGAACGGGAAUUGCAGCACAUCUGGGCGAAAGUACUCGAUAUCGCAGCGGACGAGAUUGGCGCUGAGGACAGCUUCUUCCAAUUGGGGGGUGAUUCCAUCUCAGCUCUCAAAGCUGCAUCGAGGGCUCGGGCAGCUGGGAUCCAGUAUACAGUGGAGAGUCUGUUCCAGUGGAAAACAAUAACCCGCGUUGCCGAACAUGCUACCAUCGUCAACUCCGCCGAUAUCAUAGAUGGGGCACAGACUGCAUCUUCCUUGCGGUCCCAUACACCAUACUCCCUGAUUACGGAUCACGAACGUGCAGAGCUUCUUGCUUCUCACUCCACAUCGGGACAUCCUUUGGUUAGAGAUAAUGUGGAAGAUAUCAUCCCGGCACUCCCAUUCCAAAUUUUCUACAUAACCCACGCAUCCCCAGUCUCGAUGGCACAAGUAUUCCCAGCGGCCCUCGACAUCAACAGACUGCAAAGCAUGUGCAGGCAGGUUGUGGCGCACCACAGCAUCUUACGCACAGUAUUUGUGGAGUCCAAUGGCCGAUUUUUCCAGGUGAUCCUCCGGGAUGUUGAGCCUGUGCUGAAUAUUGUUUACUGUGAUGAUCCAGAGGCAUAUGUUGCGCGAGAGUCCGAACGAAAGGCUCCACCCUCCACAGCCCAGGGUACAAUGCCAGUGAGCUUUACUCUCGUGACUAGCCGCACCAAACAGUGCACUGCAUUGAUUCUUCACAUAUCGCACGCGCAGUAUGAUGGGGCCUCCAUACCGUUGCUGUGGGCGACAAUCAAAAAGGCAUAUCAGAACGAGCCUCUCACACCGGCUGCGCAAUUCAAGGAUAUCGCUUAUAAGAGAAUGAGCGAUCUGAACAAGGCCGAGAUUUCAUUCUGGCAACGAUACCUUCAGGGCGCUCCGUCCGCUGCUCUCGAUCCCCUUGGUCAAACUGGAAAGGCACAGAUUUCAUAUAAUGACAUUGUCGAAAAGCGCCAAACGGAAAUGCCCUCUCCUCCACCGGACAUGACCGUGUCAACGCUGGUGAAAGCGGCUUUCUCAUGGGUCCUGUUUGAGAAAACCGCGCAAUCCGAUAUUAUUUUAGGUCAGGUUGUUCACGGACGUGGAAGUUCCUUCUUGGACGCGAAUACAGCUAUUGGGCCCUGCUUGAAUCACCUGCCUGUUCGAAUCAAGAUUGAACCUGACUCGACUGUGGAAACCUUCUUGCAUCAUGUUCAGGCACAGCAGCUAGAAAUCACUGCUCAUGACGAGGCAUCGUUCGACGCCAUCGCAGAAUGUUGCACAGAGUGGCAACCUGGCUCGAAAAUGGCUUGUCUUGUUCACCACCAGAGCGAAGAAGCCGCGGAGCCCUUCGAAAUGGGUGGUGUUCGCUCGUCAUCUGGUCGCGAUUGGGCUAGCUCCAAGUUGGCGCACGGUCAGCUGGGUAUCAUUUCUGUGGAACGCGGAUCGCAGCUUGAGCUUAUGGUCACAGCUACUGAGGAGACCAUGGACCAACGUAGCGUUGAGUUCCUGUUGGAGAAGCUGGUUUCUACCAUCCGGUUGUUCUCGAAGUUUACCCAAUGCCAGUUAGCAAGGGUGCCUAGCAGGAUCCACACAUGA
Penicillium mononematosum is the source of this 12519-nucleotide messenger RNA. RefSeq lists its product as uncharacterized. Gene Ontology annotation, cellular component: cytoplasm. Bases 1 to 12519 code for a protein of 4172 amino acids. Gene Ontology annotation, biological process: secondary metabolite biosynthetic process; amino acid activation for nonribosomal peptide biosynthetic process. The transcript is spliced from 4 exons. NCBI's taxonomy places the organism in Eukaryota, Fungi, Ascomycota, Eurotiomycetes, Eurotiales, Aspergillaceae. The record is from RefSeq and is a predicted model, not a curated record. Gene Ontology annotation, molecular function: phosphopantetheine binding; catalytic activity.